Molecule: messenger RNA, 675 nt
Organism: Mycosarcoma maydis (corn smut)
Lineage: Eukaryota; Fungi; Basidiomycota; Ustilaginomycetes; Ustilaginales
Exons: 5
Coding region: 1-675 (224 amino acids)
Source: RefSeq, a predicted model, not a curated record
AUGGCGCUUGACAAGAGCCUCGAAGCGAUCCUGCACAGCGAGUGCUCACAUCUCGGAAGUCAAUUCACGUCACGCAAUGCGACGUGCGUGAUAGCAAAGCCCAGUGGGCGCAGCCUGUUCGCUAAGGUGAGCAGCUCGGUCGAACAGACGAUUGGGGAGGCGGAGAGCCUCAAAGCGCUGACAUUAGCGCUGGGAACAGAAACCAAUGAAGCGAGACUCACACCAGAAGUGCAUUCGUCGGGGAAAACUGCCGACGGCCGAGCCUACCUGGUGACGGACUACUUGCAACUCAGGCCAUCGAUAGGUAGAGCAGGGCAGAAAAGGCUGGGAAAAAGGCUGGCCGAGAUGCACAAGCGUGGUAUCAACCGAGAUGGUUGCUUUGGAUUCGAUGUAGCCACCUUCUGCGGAGUUACGCGGCAGGACAAUAGCUGGAACACCUCGUGGCCUAAGUUCUGGGAAGAUCAAAGAAUUGGUGACCUUGUCAAUCGAAUUUUUGCCGAGCAAGGCGAUUCCGAGCUGAAAGAUCUGGAGACACAGAUGCGAGACAAGGUGUAUCCUGUACUUUUGGCACCGCUCGAGGGGAAGGUCAAGCCGAGCAUCCUGCAUGGCGACCUGUGGUCUGGCAAUGCAGGUACAGUCGUUGACUCUGGUGAGCCGGCUCUCUUCGAUCCGUAA